Molecule: messenger RNA, 2895 nt
Organism: Miscanthus lutarioriparius
Lineage: Eukaryota; Viridiplantae; Streptophyta; Magnoliopsida; Poales; Poaceae
Source: the annotation of a GenBank genome assembly
AUGGAGUAUGGACAGCUGAAGGCUGACGAACAUGAUGCCCAUGGUGUUGCUGGUGUUAUGCCAAGAUAUAUGUGCGAAAUACCAAAAUCUCUCAUACUUCAAUGCAAGGCAGCCAGCAAGCUCAAGGCAGUCAAAAAGAGAUUUGAUGCAAUUGUGAAGCAAAGAGCUGAAUUUAAUGCCAUAGCAAAUAGCUUGCUAGCUGGUCAUCCUGCUCAUGAUAUGAGUCAGACUACUGCUAACCAGACAACAUUGCCUACUGUAGAUGUGGCAUCAGUACUCAGAAGAGACCAAGAGAAGCACCAAAUAAUAUCUAAACUAGCAGACGACAAACACGUAAUCAAGACUAUUUCCAUCAGUGGACUUGGUGGCUCUGGGAAAACUACAUUAGCUAAAUUGGUUUUCAAUGAUUGCAGCAUUGUGGAGAAGCAUUUUGAAGUCAGACUAUGGGUUCAUGUGUCUCAAGAAUUUGAUGUUGACAAGCUCAUCAAGAAACUGUUUGAAGCUUUUGUUGAUAAUAAUCCCGGACAGCAUGCCCUGCCGUUUAUGAUCAAAACAAUCUCAGACAAGUUGACUGGAAAGAGGCUUUUGCUUGUAUUGGAUGACGUGUGGACUGAAUCUCUAAUUCAGUGGGAAAAGUUUAUGGUGCAUCUCAAGAGUAGUGGACCUGGGAGCAGGAUCUUACUGACUGCUCGUAGUAGAAGAGUUGCAGAAACAGUGCGAUCUAUAGACCAAUUUGAUUUGCCAUUCUUAUCUCUAGAUGACAGCUGGCAACUAUUCCAGCAAAGCUUAGUAAUUCCUGCAGAAGGUUUGGAUUCGGAAUUUGUAAAGGUUGGAAAAGAGAUUGUGAAAAAAUGCGGUGGGGUGCCUCUAGCAAUUAAAGCUCUUGCAGGUGUCCUCCAUGGCAUGGAACAAAUACAAGAAUGGAAGUCCAUGAGGGAUAGCAAUGUAUUAGAUGUUGAGGGUAAAGAGUGUAUAGAUGUGGAAGAAAAUCAUUGUUAUUGGAGAGUGACAUGCAAGAUGCAUGAUUUGAUUCAUGAUCUUGCCCGGUCCAUACUAAAAGAUGAAAUUUCACUUGCUGUACCAAACAAGGCAACCAGUGCCACAAUGAACUACAGAUACUUUUCUUUAACGGAACAACCAGGAAACUUUCCAUCCAAAAAAACUUUCAAAAAAGCACGUGCUAUUUUUGUUUGUCCUCCUUAUCAGAAGGGUGAUGAUACAAUAUUUGGCAACACAUUGAAGGACGCAAGACCCUUGCGUAGUAUCACCAUGGAAAAUGUGUUUCUGGUAGCAGUGCCCAAUGCCAUAUUCCAGAUUGAAGCCUUGCCAAACUCUAUUGGUAACCUACAACAGUUAAAAACGUUGAAUCUAUCGUCCUGUGGAAAUCUAAAAAUUUUACCAGAUUCAAUUGCUGAUUAUCAUAUGAUUUCAAGCAUUAAUCUUUCGUUUUGUAUGAUGCUGAGAAUGUUGCCAAACUAUAUUGGCAGGAAUGAAAAGCUAAGAGUUUUGAGACUAGCUGACACCAGAAUUGAGAGGCUACCAUCAAGUAUCACAACGCUGAGAAAUCUAGAGUGUUUGGACCUACACAGGUGUCAGGAGCUAGUAGAUUUGCCUGAAGGCAUCGGCAACAUGGAAAAGCUCCAAGUUUUGAACCUAGAAGAUUGUAAAAAAUUGGCAGGAAUGCCUAUAGGCAUUGGACAGCUCAGUCGACUACAAAAGUUGGGCUUAUUUGUUGUGGGAAUCUCAGAGCUUGCAAAUGUUUCUGAGAUCGGUGAGAAACUAACAAUUAGAGGUAUUGGACACGUGAUAGAGCCAAAUGCUGCCCACAUGGCAUGCUUGAAACAGAAGACAAACUUACAGAGGUUGGAUCUACAGUGGAUGGCAGAUGAUGCGGAAGAGGUAAACACUGAGUUGGAGCAGGCUGUCCUUGAUGGUCUGGAACCGCCACCUGGGAUUAAAGGGAUGAAAAUUAGUGGGUAUUCAGGCAGGCAAUAUACACGGUGGAUGCAGAAUCAAGUUGGUGGUGGAGUACAGGGGCCUGCUCCCUUCCCAUUUUUGAGGAACCUACAUGGGCUUGUGGAGCUGCCUUGUUUGGAGUUGCUUGAGCUUAAAUGGAUGCCUUCUCUUGAGAGCAUAAGUGGAGGCCCAUUUCCUUCGCUGGUAAAGUUAAGGAUGCGUGGACUGCGUUAUCUGGGAGAGGUGUGGAUGGUAGCAGAGAGGAUUAUGCCUGAUGGAGAAGAGGUGGAAGGAUACUGCAAUUUCACCCCUCAGUUGGGACAAGUCCAAGUUGGUAAUUGCCUGACAGAGUUAGAGAUUUGUGAUUGUCCUAAGUUGGAGGUGAAGCCGCACCUUCCUCCGUCUCUGCAGCACUUGAAGUUGUGGGACAGUGAGCAGCUACUGCAGUCACCAAGCCAAUGCCAGGGGUCCUCUUGGUCCCCCAGUUUUAGCCACCUGGAGGAGCUUCAACUAUUGAAUGUGACAGGAUUAGGAUCUGGGCAUGGGUGGGAGCUGCUGCAACACAUGACGGCACUCGAGUCAUUGGAGUUUAUUAUCUUCUCUGGAGUGCAAACCGAGCUGCCUGAGAGCUUGUGGAGCCUCACAUCCCUCCGGUCCCUGUUGCUGGGGAUGGAAGGCCUCGCCUCCCUUGAAAAGGUCUCAAUCAGGAACUGUACGGGCCUCACAUCGUUGCCGCAGGGGAUGAAAGGCCUCGUCUCCCUUGGAAAGCUAAGCGUCUGUAACUGCCCAGGAAUACGAUCCUUGCCUAAGGGCAUAAAAGGCCUCACCGCUCUGAAGGAAUUGCUGAUCCUUGGGUGCCCUGAUCUGCAGAGGCGGUGCAAGAGAGGAAAGGGGGAGGACUGGCACCUCAUCUCCCACACCCCUCAUCUGGAUAUUUGA